GACGUUGCGCAAUUGUACAUAUGAUAUGCGGGAAUAAAUCCAUAAACCCUAUGGAGGCUUGCUGGCAGUGCCACGGCGUUGCCAGGCUUUGGCCAAGGCCUCGCCAAGGACAGAAUGCAAGAUCCCUCAAGAAGGCCAUUGUCCGCUGUGGCGCCAAGUCUGCCAAGAGUGCGGCGGCUCGUGCGCCGGGCCUAGGAUUUGGAGCAAGAGCGCCGCCGAAAACCGCUGCAUCAAGUGCCAGCGUUUUGCUCAGAAGGUCGGAGCAGCUCUAUGACCGGCUCUUGGACGAUUUCUCCCCGGAUCGCAAGAUACGAGAGUUUGUGGUUUGCUUGAGGCAGAGGGGCUCCGCGCAGAGCAAGAAGCUGGACGACUGGCUUCCUGUGGCGGAGCUAGCCUUGGUAUCCGAGGAAGAUGCUGCCCAAGCUCUUCCCAAAGCCAUCCGUUUCCUCUGCCGGGAAGUUGCAGAAUGUGGAGCUAAAGCAUCCGCGUCUUUGAGGCAGAUUCCUCGAUCCGAUUUGGAAUACGCGUAUGAACCAGCAAACGACUUUUACGAGCUCGUCCUUGGGAGCUGUUUCAAUGCAAAGAAAGCAGAGGAGGCGGCAGCAUCUGCUAGCGAAUGCCCAUAUGCAACUCUUGGCCUGCAGAGAAAUGCUUCUGCAUCCCAGGUACGCACUGCCUACAGGAUGUUGGCCGCCAAAAACCAUCCAGAUAAAAACGGAGGCAAAACAGACGACAAUGAUUUCAAAAGGAUUGUGAGUGCCUACGAACGUAUCAGAGUGACAGGCUUCACGGUGAGCAAAGAUUACGGGUACGCUGCAAUAGGUGGCAACAAACGUCAAGCAUUCAGUACUCCAGUAGUAAUUGAGAGCUCCAACGUUCCCAGGGAGCUCCCUGACAGCAUGCAAGUGGCUGUUAGACAGAUUGACCCUGAAAUUGUCUCGCUUUUCUCUGCACGAACCGCCGGACACUGAGGGUGAGUGCAGGGGUAUUUCUCAUAUUAAACGAUUUGGCCAUUCCACGGUUUCCAAAA
This is a messenger RNA of Selaginella moellendorffii, 1030 nucleotides long. RefSeq lists its product as uncharacterized. The record is from RefSeq and is a predicted model, not a curated record. Gene Ontology annotation, cellular component: cytoplasm. Bases 21 to 971 code for a protein of 316 amino acids. Gene Ontology annotation, biological process: protein refolding. Lineage: Eukaryota; Viridiplantae; Streptophyta; Lycopodiopsida; Selaginellales; Selaginellaceae. The transcript is spliced from 6 exons.